AUGGUCAACCCUGCUUUCGUGCUUCUGCCUCUUUAUGUGUAUCCGUAUAACGAGACGUCUUGGAGUAACAUCACGGCAUCGAUCAUCGCACAUCCAAACCUGAACUUCCAGGUUAUUGUUGCGCCGAACCUGGCAAACGUCUUUCCGGACAAGAACUACGAAGUUGCUCUCGAUGGGUUGAACAGUUUCCCGAAUGUCGUCACCCUGGGAUAUGUUCCUAUAAACUGGAUCCACCGAGAUCUCGAGAUGGUACUCGCAGAUAUCAGUUGCUAUGCAGCUUGGCCGACACAUACCAACCCGAACAUUGCCGUUCAAGGCAUAUUCUUCGACGAGACGACUUCAGCUUUGACUGAAGAGACGUGGGCGUAUAUGAGCAACAUAACGACUUUCGCAAAAGAAGCUCUCGGGCCUGGCAAACAACAUAUCUCGUUCAAUCCCGGCGUAGCUGUUGAUAGAGCUUUCUACGAUUUGGCCGAUACGGUCAAUGUUUUCGAGAAUGAAUGGGCGGCGUUCAAUAUGUCGGUCUUGACCUCAACACCGAUGGAUCUGCAUGCAAGAUCCACGUACCUCAUACAUGACUUCCCUGGCGACAAAUCACUUCAAGCUGAAGUGAUACAUGACCUUGCAGAUGCAAACGUAGGCGGGAUGCUGCUUACGACACAGCCGAGCUACACAGAGCUAUCCGAGAUGUGGGCUGAAUUUUGCGAAGAGUUGGCUGAUAAUGUUGGUGGUAGUCUUCCGCCAGAGUUGUUGCCGAUUGACUCAGCCAGUCCCUCCACCAUAGCUGUCCAGAUGUCGGAGUGA
Molecule: messenger RNA, 804 nt
Organism: Cadophora gregata
Lineage: Eukaryota; Fungi; Ascomycota; Leotiomycetes; Helotiales; Ploettnerulaceae
Exons: 1
Coding region: 1-804 (267 amino acids)
Source: RefSeq, a predicted model, not a curated record